Molecule: messenger RNA, 981 nt
Organism: Gambusia affinis (western mosquitofish)
Lineage: Eukaryota; Metazoa; Chordata; Actinopteri; Cyprinodontiformes; Poeciliidae
Gene: eif5a2
Product: eukaryotic translation initiation factor 5A2
Exons: 5
Coding region: 135-599 (154 amino acids)
Biological process (GO): positive regulation of translational termination; positive regulation of translational elongation
Molecular function (GO): RNA binding; ribosome binding; translation elongation factor activity
Source: RefSeq, a predicted model, not a curated record
GAGGAGCGCUGCCUCCACUACAUGGGCGCUGCCCGGUGUUCACCGCUCACCGACAUCACUCCUCCUCGAAACUCUACGCAUGCGAAGUGAUUCUCAUCUUUUGGCGUAAGCGACACAGAAGCCCCUGGCCCACUAUGGCAGAUGAUGACUUCUCCACCGCAGAUGCUGGCGCCUCAGCUACAUUCCCCAUUCAGUGCUCUGCACUGAGGAAGAAUGGCUUUGUUAUGUUGAAAGGACGUCCCUGUAAGAUAGUUGAGAUGUCUACCUCCAAGACUGGAAAGCAUGGGCAUGCCAAGGUGCAUCUUACUGGAAUUGAUAUUUUUACUGCGAAGAAGUAUGAAGAUAUCUGCCCCUCCACACAUAACAUGGAUGUCCCAAAUGUGGUAAGAAAGGACUAUCAGGUACUUGACAUCAUAGACGGCUUCCUGACCCUAAUGGAAGACAACGGAGAGACCAGAGAGGAUCUCAGGCUGCCAGACGGUGAUAUGGGCAAAGAAAUUGUGAAAAAACUAGAGAGUGGAGACCAGUUUCUGGUGACUGUGUGGAGAGCUGUGGCUGAGGAGGCUGUAGUUGGCAUUAAGAACAUGACUCCUAUGUAGACCAUGGCAACAGUGGAGACCUCCGAUUCCUAUCGCCCUCUUUGGUUUUAAAGCUUCACCACAGCUACUGGCCUUCAUCACACAUCUCAACCGGUGUCCCACUUCGUUCCUCCCCUCUCCUGCUGUAAGAUGAAAUAGAAAUAGAAACUGGACUCAGUCAGCUUCAGCUGCACUUCACACUCAGACAAGCCUGUCCAUCCUUUGCUUUCAUAGCACCACUGUGUAACACAUGCCAGGUACUAUAGGAGGAGUCUUUGACCAUGUUCCACAAAAUCAUAUCAUUCCUACUCGGGUGUGUUGUUCGCACGCCAGCUAGCUAACUUCAGUUUCAGUAAAAAAAAAUAAAAUAAAUCUCAUCAGCUAUAUUGCAGCUGCACUCUGA